Molecule: messenger RNA, 1831 nt
Organism: Harmonia axyridis
Lineage: Eukaryota; Metazoa; Arthropoda; Insecta; Coleoptera; Coccinellidae
Exons: 3
Coding region: 79-1413 (444 amino acids)
Source: RefSeq, a predicted model, not a curated record
CUUUGACUUCUUUGAAUUAAAUUGAACUCAUCACAAUUGUGUGUUGUUUCGAACAGGCUGGUUCAUUGCAGUCCUGAUAUGGCUAACAGAAUAAUCGUUUCAAUUUGUGCCCUAGCUGUUAUAUUUCUUUUUGGGUGUAAUGGGGAUGGCAUUCCAGCUGGGCCCUCUUUACACCUCAAUAAACAGCUAGCCACACCAAAGCAACCAUUUAUGAAGCAAAACAUAACAGCACAAAUUUUAACAAUUCUCGAGCAUUACAAACAGCGUGAUCCGGUGGGUGUGCCAGGAGCUCCCAUACCUGAUCCCCUAGCAGUGCCACCAUUUUCCCACAGGUUCAAAAUAGGAAAAAUGAAUUUCCAGAACGUAAAAAUAUACGGUUUGAAGAAAUUCCGUUUGAGACACAUGAAAGCAAAUAUUGCGAAAAUGAUUGUCGAUGUUGCUCUUGAUAUAGGCGAAUUAAAUACCUUUGGAAACUAUACAUUGUCAUCCUUCUUCACAUCAGCAAAAGGACCCUUCACUGUCAAGAUGAAGAACGUCUCAGUUGAAGCAGUAGCUAGUAUGAAAGUUGAAAGAGACGGCAAAUUGUCAGCUCAAGAAAUCAACAUGGACAUCGGUUUCAAAGACAUAACGAUGAAUUUCGAAAAUUUAGGAUUUUUCGCCUCGAUGUUUCAAGGGGUUAUAAACUCAGUUGGUGAUUCUCUGUUCAAAUCUAUAAAACCAUUCAUACUGUCUGAAGUGAACAAUAACGUCAGAGCGGAUGUUAACAAGGAAAUUAAGAAGCUAUCAAUAACAUUCCCAAAUUCUAUUGCACCUUUUGAUCAAGUUUUCGUGAUGUUCCGACAAGAAAUAAGAAAAAGAAAUUACGAACCUUAUGUAGCCCCAGACUACAACAACACUAUUGGUAUUUUCGAUGUUUAUAUGAGAAAUACCAAAAUCUAUGGCUUAUCUUCAGUUUAUAGAAGCGGCGAUGUUUUGGUUGAAUUCAAGAAUGGUACCAUUUAUGGUUUCUUCGAAGGUGGCACCCAAAAACUCAGAGGUGUUAGUAACUGGGAGCUAUCACUAAUUGCUGGUAUCAUAGGAAAGCAAGGAAGGGUAGAAUUCACAGUAGAAUACUUCACGAUCAAAGUUAACGCCAGUCAGUCAACGAACACUGAUUUUCCACCAAGACUGGAAGACAUACAAUUAGAACUUGGUAACAUACAACUUCGGUUCGAUGGUACAGGAUCUUUGGAUUACUUGGUCGAAUUGGGAAUAAACGUAAUGCCAAAUUUGAUUCGUUAUCAAAUCAUGGAUGCUUUAGAAGGUCCAGUGAGAACCAGAAUUCAAGAGGCGCUCAAUCAAGUGAAUAUCAAGAGUUUGAUCAUUGAGAAUGCCGAUAAGAUCAAUAAUCCAGAAUCGCUCAAUUUGAUCUGAACAUAUUAUUCAGUAAUUGAAUUAGAACUUGUAGUAGAAUCCAUCUAGAGAAUUAUCCCUACAACAGCGACAUCUUUUUGCCGACAGGCUAACCUACUAAUAUGGCCUGUUUAUUUUGUUAUAGUUCACUCUUGUGGUUCUCAAAUCUGAAAAGUUUUCUCCAAAUCAAAUGAUACUUUCGAAUCAAAUUUUGGCGUGAAUGUUAUUGAUCUAAGAGGCUCUCAUGCUUGAGCUUAAUGGCUCAAAUAUAUGCAAUACCCUUAUAACUACAAGACAUUGCAUUUCAAGAACAUACGAACUUUUAACAAAAUAUUGGCAGCGUGUAUUGAAAUAUAUUCCUAUUUUAAUUGUUAAGAUUAAAUAUCUAUCAAUAUAAAUGGAUUUCCAAUUUGGAAUCAUUAAACUGUUCAAAUCUAAA